This is a messenger RNA of Ananas comosus (pineapple), 1574 nucleotides long. RefSeq names its product protein LIKE COV 1-like. The record is from RefSeq and is a predicted model, not a curated record. NCBI's taxonomy places the organism in Eukaryota, Viridiplantae, Streptophyta, Magnoliopsida, Poales, Bromeliaceae. The coding region runs from base 159 to 1220 and encodes 353 amino acids. Gene Ontology annotation, cellular component: Golgi apparatus. The transcript has 8 exons.
ACUUCUUCAAUUUUCUACUCUCUUCGUGGCUGUUUACAUUUGGAUACCGCAGACUUCCCAGAAGUCUUCUUCUCUGAUUCUGUCUUCCCGAGGCGGGAAGAGCAGACUGUUCCCCGAAAAUAUAGAAGGGACGGCCGGAAGAGAUUCAGGAGGAGGUGAUGGGGGAGGAGAAGCCGCCGCCGCCGCCGCCGCCGCCGUCGUCGUCGUCGUCGUCGUCGUCGAUGAUCGCCAUGGCGAGCAGGGAGAGGGAGAGGGAGCGGGAGCUGCUCAUCCCCGUCGCCGACGCCUACGAUUCCGACUCAAAUCCCUCCUCCGCCGCCGCCGCCGCCGCCGCCGCCGCCGCCCACCGCUCCUCCGGCGCAGAGUAUAGAUUAACCUGCCGUGGGACAGGGGCAUGCCGAUUGGAGCACAAAAUGUGCCGUGGCGUGAGACAUGCUGAAACUCGGCACAGUCGACAUGCCCCUCGUAAGGAGCCCAUUUUAUGUGUUGGUGAAUAUUGGCACAUGGCAUAUAGGCGUUGCUUUGGUCGACAUGGUCGGCACAUGCCCGCUGUGCCGAUUGGCAUGGCAUUUUAUAGCAUUAUUCGCAGUUGGGCAUCAAAAAAGUUCAUGACUGGAUGUGUUAUCUUGUUUCCGAUUGCAAUAACCUUCUAUAUCACCUGGUGGUUUGUUCAUUUUGUGGAUGGGUUUUUCUCUCCAAUAUAUGCUAACCUUGGAAUCAGCAUAUUUGGGCUUGGUUUUGUAACUUCCAUAACAUUCAUUUUCCUGGUUGGGGUGUUCAUGUCCUCCUGGCUUGGAGCAUCCGCACUUAGCCUCGGAGAGUGGUUUAUCAAGAGAAUGCCAUUUGUGCGGCAUAUUUACAAUGCAUCCAAACAAAUUAGCACUGCCAUAUCACCUGAUCAAAAUACGCAAGCCUUCAAGGAAGUUGCCGUCAUAAGGCAUCCCAGAAUCGGUGAAUAUGCUUUUGGGUUCAUUACUUCGACGGUUGUCCUUCAGACUGAUUCAGGUGAGGAGGAGCUAUGCUGCGUCUACGUUCCCACCAACCAUCUGUAUAUUGGUGAUAUAUUCCUGGUCAAUUCCAAGGAUGUUAUUAGGCCAAACUUAUCCGUCCGUGAAGGAAUUGAGAUUGUAGUCUCGGGGGGCAUGUCGAUGCCCCAAGUACUAUCAACACUAAUCCCAAAUAGUAUCCACGCGGACAAAACUAGGCCGAGUCGAAGCUGACAUAUGCUAAUACACGCAUCCUUUGUUUUUCUUUGUUAGUUUGAGCCAUCAGCAUUAGCCAUGUAUCGCUUGGUUUCUAUUUCAGUUUGUCAACUCUCGAGUUUUCGUGGUUUUCGAGCCAGGCAAAUACUGAUGGCAUGUAAAAUUCUUUUUACUAUGAAUUUUAUUUAUGUGUACAAUAUAGGUGAAUCAGAAAGUUUACUACGGCUCAAUAAUCUGUAUCAUUUUUUUUUCCAGCUGCUGUGUGGUUGUGUUUUACAGCAUUUGCUUUCUGAGCCUUCUGUAGUAUUUUAUCUCCAUCUUGAAUAUUGGAAAUAUGGUGGUUUCUAUGACCGAAAAGCUUGUUUCUUGUUC